CGUCCAGUCCUUUAAAAGGGGUGAGGGCAAGCCAUUUGUAGGGUUGCAAUCCGCAAUGGGCAGAGAAGAGAGGGAUAUCGGCAACGGUGAUCUCCGGCGGAGUCGAGAACGGAAGCUCGCAUCGAAGGUGGAAUUUCCCGACCGGAGAAUCGCCGUCCGUACGCCGGAAAGAGGUAGGUCUUCUUCUCCCCCCUUUUCUUCAUCCGGCCGGAGUGAUCCGCUUUCCGAAUCCGACGACAACCGUCGCCGGAUUCCUUACAACGGCUCUGGAAACCGUCAUUCUCGUGAAACCGAUCGUCGCCGUGGCUAUCGUGCCGACUCCAACGGAUUCUCGAACCCUGGAAGAAGGCCUAGAUCUGAAACCCCAACCCUAGAUGGCCACAGAUCUGGUCGCGGCGGCAGCGAUCGUAGUGAACGGAGGGCUCCGUUCCUCAAUCGGGGUGCCUGGAACGGGGGGCGGUUCUCGGAUUCUGAUGAUGACGAGGAUUUGAAAGGGUUGAGUUUCGAGGAGUACCGACGGCUCAAACGACAGAAAUUGAGAAAGAGCCUGAAGAAUUGUAUCUGGAAUGCGACCCCCAGCCCUCCAAGGAGGGAUCGAUCAGAAGCGUUGGAUGAUGGAAACAAGGGAAUUAUGGAUACUCCACUGGAGGAGGAUGAGCCGAAGAAUGAUUCUAAAGAUCGUCGUCAGAAAGUUGAAGUUGACCGUCGUAAAAGUAGUGAAACUGAGGAAGAUUCAAGGAGGAGUCUGUCGGAUGAACUAUCUGAUUCGGACCCUGACACCGAGAGUCUGAGAAGGAAGGGAAGGGGAAGGAAGAGUGGGCGGAAGAGUAAAUCUUUGCAUUCUAGGAGGAGCAGAAGCCAAAAUUCAUCCACCGAGAGUGAAUCUGUAGAGGAAUCAAGUGCGUCAGAGAGCUCCUAUCUUUCCAGUGAUGAAGGCAUAAAGCGGAAGAAAUCCAUGAAAAGCCGGCACAAGCAAAGGAAGGAGAGGAGCCGGCGAACAAGCAGGAAAACCAAGAGAAGUUAUCACCGCAGGAGCUCUGAUAGAAGCAGCAGUGCGAAGAGUGAAAGUGAGGACUAUGAUUCUAGCCAUUCCUCUGAGGAUCAAACAAGACCCAAGAAGCGACGAUGUUCCAACUCGUCUUCUCAUCCAAAACGGAGGAAGCAAAAGAAGCAGGUGGAAUCAAGGAGUGGCAGUUCGACCGAGGGUUCUUUUGAUUCGGGCAAUGAUGCAAAUGGCAAUGCUAAAGCAGCGGACGAAGUGAUGAAAACUGACAUCACUAGCGAGGUAAUAGCGUUCAAAGAGAUGAUUGAAUCCCAAAAGAAACCCGCUCUGGAUAAUGAGCCAUUUGUGGGACCCGUGCCCCUGCCGAGGGCCGAGGGGCAUAUCAGCUAUGGAGGUGCUCUUAGGCCUGGUGAGGGUGAUGCAAUUGCUCAGUACGUGCAGCAGGGGAAGCGUAUUCCUCGAAGAGGAGAAGUCGGGCUUUCGGCAGAAGAAAUUCAGAAGUUUGAAAGCCUGGGUUAUGUGAUGAGCGGAAGCAGGCACCAGCGGAUGAAUGCCAUUCGUAUCAGGAAAGAAAACCAGGUUUAUAGUGCUGAAGACAAAAGGGCACUGGCGAUGUUCAAUUAUGAGGAGAAAGCAAAACGUGAGCACAAGGUUAUGGCUGAUCUGCAGCGGUUGGUGCAACGUCAUAUUGGACAGGAUGUUGGUCCGACACAUGAUCCAUUCGCACCAAAAGCCUCUGAUGCUGCUGAUACGUAAUCUGCUUGUACAUUUACUAUUCACUGUGUGUAUGACUAUUUUGUUUACAUGUUUUCUAGGAGAAUCUAUCAAAUGCUUGGCAAAAUGCGCUCAGUAGUUUGAAUUUCAAGAAUGGGUGCAUGGCUGCAUGUGUUGCCAAUUACAGAUCCUUUAUUUUGAGUGAAAAGACAGGGAUUUGUGUGGCUUCUUAAUAGGGCUGUCGAUGGGCCUGGCAGGUGCGGAUUUUGAAUUGUCCAGGCCAGUCCUAUUCAAAGUGUGGCAUUUGCUAGGCCCAAGGGUAGCCCAUUGACAGCCCUACUUUUUAAUCAUCACUUCUCAUUUAACAUAGAAAAUAGAACUAUUCUGUAUUACUUUGGCCAGGGCUAGUUAUGUACGCUCAUGUUGCGAAUAUCCAGUAAGUAUUCUUUCAUAUAUCUUAUAUUAUCUUUUGUUCA
Magnolia sinica is the source of this 2193-nucleotide messenger RNA. RefSeq lists its product as uncharacterized. Lineage: Eukaryota; Viridiplantae; Streptophyta; Magnoliopsida; Magnoliales; Magnoliaceae. The record is from RefSeq and is a predicted model, not a curated record. The transcript has a single exon. Gene Ontology annotation, cellular component: nucleus. Bases 56 to 1759 code for a protein of 567 amino acids. Gene Ontology annotation, molecular function: chromatin binding. Gene Ontology annotation, biological process: regulation of gene expression.